This is a messenger RNA of Haplochromis burtoni (Burton's mouthbrooder), 4796 nucleotides long. It is a transcript of the gene slc15a4, whose product is annotated as solute carrier family 15 member 4. Gene Ontology annotation, biological process: transmembrane transport; oligopeptide transport. The record is from RefSeq and is a predicted model, not a curated record. Gene Ontology annotation, molecular function: transmembrane transporter activity. Gene Ontology annotation, cellular component: membrane. The transcript has 9 exons. The coding region runs from base 278 to 2020 and encodes 580 amino acids. Lineage: Eukaryota; Metazoa; Chordata; Actinopteri; Cichliformes; Cichlidae.
AAGUUUCAUUUUCAGAUCGUCUCCACAGCAACGCAAGAGUGACAGCUUUUGACUGAGCUAUGUGUCACGCGACAGAACUGUGACAUUGUUUUUCUGUUGACACCCAGUUCUCUUUUCAUAAAGUUCAGCUUUUAGACAGUACAAACGAAACAUUUGAGCGGUUAGUAUGAUCUAGAUUGAUGGAGACAACCGAAGACCUCUGGGACGUGUUUCUGUCAUUAAAGGUUUGAACUCUUAAAAAUAAGGAAGAAACUCCAUUCCAUUAAGUUGGGCGAGAAUGGCUAACAACAGGGACGCCAAUGAGAGCACCCCUCUUUUGGACUCAGACACUGAGAGCAGACCUUCACCACCGUCAGUCUUCGAGGGAAGAAGACUGGCAUGUGCGGCCAUCCUGCUGGCCGAGUCACUAGAGAGGAUUGCUUUCUAUGGCAUAACGUCCAACCUGGUUCUUUUUCUGAAUGGUAGUCCUUUUUAUUGGGAGGGCACUCAGGCGAGCCAGGCACCACUCAUGUUCAUGGGAGUAACUUACCUGAUUUCACCAUUUGGAGGCUGGUUGGCCGAUGCAUACCUCGGAAAAUUCUUGACCAUUGCUGCAAGUUUGGUUCUGUACAUUUUUGGCAUGCUGUUUUUCCCUUUUAUUUCAAACGAGGGCACCAGGAUACACCUGUGCGGGGAAGAAAUGGCAUUUCCUGUGCAGCCUGCUGAGUGUCUGAACACAAACGUUACCACUCCAAAAAACGUUACCUGCCCCAUUCGUGCCCCAUAUUGUGGCCCAGCAGUCUAUGGUGGACUUUUCUUAAUUGCCUUAGGUGUGGGUACUGUGAAGUCUAACAUCACUCCAUUUGGGGCAGAUCAGGUCAAAGACAGAGGACCAGAGGCCACUCGCAGAUUUUUCAACUGGUUCUACUGGUCUAUUAACUUGGGUGCCAUCCUGUCACUGGGAGGUGUGGCCUACAUCCAGCAAAACGUUAGCUUUGAGGUUGGCUACAUCCUUCCUACUGUGUGCCUUGGGAUCUCUUUCCUGGUCUUUCUCCUGGGGCGUAUGGUUUUCAUCAACAAGCCCGCAGAUGGAAGUGCCUUUACUGACAUGUUCAAGAUCCUGGCUUUUGCCUGCUGUUCACAGAAACCGGUGGAGCCAAACCUGCUCCGCAAACCGGCACUACUGGACAGUGCCAAAGUGACUUACGGAGGGAAAUUUCCUGAAGAGAAAGUAGAGGAAGUCAAAGCACUGGUGAAGGUCCUUCCGGUUUUCUUUGCUCUUAUUCCGUACUGGACUGUAUACUUUCAGAUGCAGACAACGUACAUCCUGCAGAGCCUCCAUCUGAAGAUUCCUGAUACAACCCCAAACAGCACUUCUGACUUCUCUAAGAUGACGUUCCGCUUCCCGCCUGCUUGGCUCACCAUGUUUGACGCAGUGCUCAUUAUCAUGCUGAUUCCUCUGAAGGACAAAGUGGUGGACCCAAUCCUGAAACGGCGCGGCCUGCUGCCCUCCUCCCUGAAAAGGAUCGCAGUAGGGAUGUUCUUUGUCAUGUGCUCGGCCGUGGCAGCGGGUAUUUUGGAGACAAAGCGCCUGGAGAUCGUCAAAUCCAAUGGUACCAUUGACCAGAUGCUUGGGAGCGUCAUCUACCACGCGGCAGAUUUGGCCAUAUGGUGGCAGAUCCCUCAGUACGUGCUGAUUGGAAUCAGCGAAAUAUUUGCCAGCAUUGCAGGCCUGGAGUUUGCCUAUUCUGCAGCCCCCAAGUCCAUGCAGAGUGCCAUCAUGGGGCUUUUCUUUUUCUUUUCUGGGAUUGGAUCCUUUGUGGGCUCCGGAUUGCUGGCUAUUGUCUCCCUCAAGUCAAUUGGCUGGAUGUCAUCACAUAGAGACUUUGGUAAUAUCAAUGACUGCUCUCUGCAUUACUACUUCUUCCUCUUGGCGGGGAUCCAGGGCGUCACAUUGCUGGUGUUCCUUAUUAUCUCGGUCAAGUACGACAAGCAGAAAGCCAGAGCAGGGCUUCAGCAGCAGAGACGCGCUUCCUCUUGACCCAACACGGCUGCACAUUCAUAAACUUGCAGCCCACUAAGGUCACCCCCUCGUCAGAUCACUCAGUGCUCUAAGAACCCCUUAUUAAUUAUAAUACAGCAGUUUGAGCGAAGAAGUUGUAACUGUCAUAACUACACACUUUUUUAUGUAAGAUUUAGUUUUAAAGUGCUUUGGAUAUCCAGUAAUUUCCAGAUUUCCUGGUAAUGGGUUUGAAAUCACUGGGUGACUGCAGCAAUACCACUUACAGUACAGAGAUUAACUAUUCAUACUGUACUUGCUUACUUCUGUGCGCGUGUCUGCCCCUGUUGCCUUUCUUUGAUCAUUUGCACUUAGGAAACGGUGCCAUAAAAUGUGAUCCCUUUGAAUAUUUUCAAAGUUGUUUUACAGAUAUUUGUGUUUGUGUUAUCUAACAGAGACAGUUCAUUUCACUUAUUCUGGUACGACACAUCAGUAUUUAAAUCAUUUAGGUCCUUAACCUUAAUCUCGGGUAUUCGUGCAUUAAAUGUUCUCGAGAAUCAGCACUAUUUCAUUCCCACUCACGCAGUAUCUUGGAAGAGAUCGCACCAAAAGGGGAAUUGGUUUUGAUGGUAAUUUUGAAACAGUCUCUUAAAUUAUUGCUGUUCAAGAUGCCGAUUGUUGGAGAAGAUUUCAAACAAACACAUUUUUUGUUUGAUCAGUCACUGUAAAGCCACUUUAAUCUACCCUGUAAAUGCUCAGAUAGCACUCUACAUGACUCAUACAUACAUACAUACAUAAAUACAUACAUACCUCCUCAUGUCAGAAAUACUCCACAACUCCUGUGAUGCUUCGGUUUUACAUUUCUGGUCAAGCUGCAAAAUCGAAUAUCUUCAAUGUUAGAUUAACAGAACCCAACAAAAAAAUCUAUCUGUAUUUAGACUUGUGGCAUUAAUGCUCGGAUCACAGUGAAAUGGAUGCAUAACAGUUAAAAAAUGUAACGCAUUCACAGUGAUGCCAUCUCAGUACUGAGAAAUUCAUAACAUUUGUGACAUUAUUUACAUUAUUUCGAAUCAUUUGCUGUCAGAAACGUUUACGGUGUUAUCACAGCUUUGCAGCUUUACCAGAAAUUCUGUUUUGUUUUGUUAUAUUUAUAAGACUGUGAUUCAUUUGUUUUACUUUUAUACUAUUAAGUGUGUGUGUGUGCACCAUCGUCUGUGCGUUUUCAAUCCUCAGAAUUAAGCCGAACACAUGAAGGAAGAAAACUCAGGGCUCUCUAGGAAUCGUGUCAUGUGACAUAAAGCUCCUGGAAAUGUUAACCUGUCUUCGGGAGCUCAGAACAGUCGUCGUCAUUUAUGAUCCGAACUAAAUGAAGUUACGUUUGCGUUGUUGUAUAUUUAAAAGAAGAAAAAAAAGCUAGAUUCUAUCUCACUGACAGUAUGAAACACCUCUUCAAGUGAUUAUUUUUUUCUGUUUGCGUUUAUUUGAUCAGAUAAUUAUGUGUUCUUGUUCUAUUGCUUACUGUAUGUGUAAUUAUGUUGUCAUCUCAGUCACAUCAAAAAAAAAGUCCUGUUACAUUUCAGUAUGGUACAGAACUGUGAUAAUGUUUUGUAGUGUUAUGUGUUCCCAUUAAUACAGUGUAUUAUUUUGUGACUUUUCUUUGUCAUUUUCAGCCAGUGCCUAAAUAAAGAAGAACUUUUGAAGCUAACAAAGUUGUCUGUCACAUCACUCUACUGGUUAGUUUCCACUCAUGCAAGCACAGCUUUGUUGCACAACUUCCAGAUCUGUAAGUUUAUUACACGAGACACAAAUGUUUUAUUGAUAAGACAGGAAGGACAUGUUUCAAUCCUGUGUUUUAAAUUCAGGCAGCAUGGCGACAUCGUUGUUGACAUGUGAAUCACGGAUGGUGCUUUUAACAGCCUGCUUUCAUGAUUAGGGUCAUGGUUUGUUGGUCCUAAGGCAAACUCAAAGUGGAAAGCCUGAAUUAUUUAUAUUACAAAAAACACGCCCUGUAGCUUCCUGUAGGGGGAAAAGGUUGCUAACACAGAGGUGUAAAGCCUCAUUUUGCAUUCCUGUUGGCGGUGGAAGCACCAUAUUUCUUCUUAGUUUCAUCAUUGAAAUCAGCGUCAUCACAGAUCAGUUUUUAAUGGUAAGGCCUGCCAGCCGUGAGGCUCGGGGAGGGCCGUUUCCUGUUUAAUUUGGUCAGAGCGCCCACGAAGCAGUGACUGAGCAGACAGCUUGAUGUUUCAAAACCAACACAAUGCCUUGAGGUCAUAAUUCUAGCGUGGUGGCUUGUUUCACAUGUACAGAGGAAUUUCUGACACAUCAUAGCGGUUGUGGAAGCAGAACUGGGGAAAAAAACACAUAGAUGUAGUUUUGACGCUGGCCUCCUCGUAUUUUAAGAUGAUGGUGCGAGUAAACAACAGUUCCUCGGAGAACCUUCUGAAUGCUCUUUAUCUUUCAUUGAAUUCAUAGCCUCCAGCAUUUAUACAAUUCCUAAGUCAGUAGUUCUUCCUGCAAAUCAAAUGCUUCUUUGUGACUGACAAUUUUCUGUCACGUGAGCGUUCAGUGUCUCUGUUUUCAGUCAGCUGCUCACUUGUGGUUGCAAACUAUCAAAAUGGCAACGACCAAAAUGCUGAGAUUGAGGCUUCAUAAGUGGACCGAGAGUGAGCCUAUGUCCAGGUUGCUGGGAAGGGCAGGGGCAUUUAAUUCUGGCAUCGUAAACCAUUUGUAUUGUCUCUGAUAGUAGGUGGAUGGAUCACUUUAGACCAAGAAGACUGAACAUAUUCAAGUCAUUAAAAAACAACAACAACAACAACAA